AUGGCGAGAGAGCAGCCUAACGUAGCAGACCUCCUCCCUCUCCUGGAGUCCUCUGACAUCCACCAACUGGAGGAGAUUAAAGGCCUUAUCAAUGAGCAUCUCAGCACUGGUGAGAACUCUGCUUUUUAAUAAGUUGUUUUUGGACUUUGUCAGUCAGUUUUUUGGACUUUGUCAGUCAGCCUUUUAUCCUGUACUCUGAUGAUUGUAUUAGAGGGCUAUUAUGCAGCCAUAUUGUGGACCAUAAUGUGGAUGUUGGGACUAUAUUCAUUCUUCCCUCCUCUCUGUGCAGAGCGAGGGGCCAUGCUGCUGAAUGGACUGGUGGACUACUUCCUGGAGACUAACUCAGCCCAGGCCAUUAAUAUUCUCUCCUCAGUCAGAGAGCCACAUGAUAAGGUGAGAUCUGCCUAACCCCACCAUCACCUUCACCCUAUAUCUCAAGAGACUAAUGUACCCCCAUUUUUAAUCAGAUAUUAAUUAAAUAACUUGAACUCAUGCAUUGAGUAACUAUUAAUAAGUAUGAUUGUCUUAUAGCCCAAUGUUUUUAAUUUACCCACCACAGCACCUACUGGACAAGAUGAACGAGUGUAUGACCAAACAGGCCUGCCGGCUGCCUACCCUCACCCUGCUGGGCCACGUGGUCCGCAAGCAGCCGUCCUGGAUCCACAAGAUCGCCCGCUACCCGCUGCUUCUCUCGCUGCUUAAAUGCCUCAAAGUAAGAGUGAAAUGGGCCAUUACCCUCAGAUGUCUCCUAAAUAUAUUGUUCUUUGUAAAAAAAAAUACUUGGAAACACAAGCUUAUUAAAUCAAGUGUCCUGGACAUCUUUCACUUGUAUGCUAAUGUUGAAUGUUUUUCUUCCCAUUGUGUGCAGACGGAUUUAGACGUGGUGGUCCUCAUAACUGGAGUCCUGGUGUUGAUCACUCUGCUACCCAUGAUCCCCCAGGCUGGCAAACAACACCUGUAUGAGUUCUUUGACAUUUUUGGCCGCCUGGCUUCCUGGAACCUGAAGAACCCAGGUAAUCCCUGAGAAAAGACUCAGAUGAGCUAUUUUAUUAAAAUAGAAGACAAGAAAAAUAUUGGAAAUAGUUGAGAGCCAGGCAUGGUUUUAGAUGCACUGUUUUUGUUCACACUGCCUCUGACCUGACAUCAUGUCCUCUCCUUCUGUUCCUCUUGCUUCCCCCAGGGCACGUCUCCGAGGUGUACCUCAUCCACCUGCACGCCAGCAUCUACUCGCUCUUCCACCGUCUCUACGGCAUGUACCCCUGCAACUUUGUGUCCUACCUGCGCUCCCACUACAGCAUGAAGGAGAACGUGGACACCUUUGAGGAGGUGGUGAAGGUGAGAGACUUGAGCUUUUGCAUUUGAUCAAUUUUUAAUUUUGAUCAUUUUUAUUCUAUUGAUUUGGCUUCAGAAAGAUAUCUACCCAUAGAAAUUGAUCUAAUUUAAAUGGUUCCAUCAGUUUUUUAUUUAUUUGUUCUUUCCCCAUUUUUUGCAGCCAAUGCUGGAACACGUCCGUAUACACCCAGAACUAGUGACUGGAACUAAGGACCAUGAGCUUGAUCCCACCAGGUCAGUCAAUCACAGCUCUCCAGCUUCACUCACUUGUUUAUAUACCAAAUUCUGUCAACCAAAACAAGAGUUUAUCUGCUGAAAGAGCUCAUCUGCUGUAUGAGCAAAUUAGAGAUUAUUAUUACAUAGUUUUUCUCAGUGGGAUUGACCAUGCUGGAUCUCUGCAGGUGGAAGAGGUUUGAGAUUCAUGACAUCGUCAUAGAGUGUGCCAAAGUGUCUCUGGACCCCAAGGAAGCGUCGUGUGAGGAGGGCUAUGCGACCAUGCCCGAGAACCUCUACCCCCACCUGGAGCUUCACCCACAUGAGUCCGUCUCCAGCCCCUACACUGACUUCCACAACAGCUACGGUGACACCACACCCCCUCCCUCACCUCUCACCUCCCAUUGGUGGAUAGGAAUGUCAUAACAGUUUUAUUGGUGUUCUCACUGAGUAUAUUGUUCAUGUCUGAAAUUUGUUUACAGUUUUUUCACUGUCAUGUGAAUUGUCAGACUAUCAAUCAUCUGAAAUAAUGUUUUUCUAAUGUUGUUUGGCUGCCAGACGAGUUAGUUGGUUUGUAAUAAUGACUUGUCAUGAGGUGAUUAUGGUGUUGUUGAUAAAAAUGGAGAAUGAAUGGAAGACUUAACACAUCGAUAUGGGAGUCAGUGAGUCAGACUGAUUAUUUUCCUCUCCUCCCCACAGGAAGCUCCUCUUCGACCCCUUUCUCUACCCCCCACCAGCCACUGCUACCGCCCCUGUCCCUGCCCCCUCUCUCAGGGGCACAGUCCUUCUAUCGCAGCCCCCAGACCUCCAGACGUCAGGUAACACCAACACAGCAUUUCACUACACUGACCUAUAGUAAAUGUGUCCAGAUUAGGGUUUGUUGGAGAGUGCCUGCCUGAGUGGGCAGCCACUGCUAUCUGCUGCUUCUUCUCUAUUCACUUCUUGUUCUGCAGAGGGUGUUUAUUUGUAACUUAUUUUGUACAUAAUGUUUCUGCCACCGUCUCUUAUGACCAAAAAGAGCUUCUGGAUAUCAGGACAGCGAUUACUCACCUCGUACUAGACAAAUAUUGUUUUAUUUAACGAGUCGGAGGCAAAGGAUUUUCUUCAGACACACAACAAGGCCCAAAUCCCUGUCAUUCGCAUGUGAACGAGACUGAGAAAUCGGAGACGUAGGUCAGGGUGCCUUGUAAGGAUCCGACGGCGAGUGGUAAUCUGCCUCUACCAUCAGUCCUAUUAGCCAACGUACAAUCAUUGAAUAACAAAAUAGAUGAACUUCGAUCAUGGAUAUCCUACCAACGGGACAUGUAAUAUCUUGUGUUUCACUGAGUCGUGGCUAAACGACAACAUGGAUAACAUACAGCUUGCGGGAUAUACGCUGCAUCGGCAAGAUAGAACAGCUGCCUCCGGUAAGACAAGGGGUGGUGGUCUGUGUAUAUUUGUAAACAACAGCUGGUGCACAAAAUCUAAUAUUAAGGAAGUCUCAAGGUUUUGCUCGCCUGAGGUAGAGUAUCUCAUGAUAAGCUGUAGACCACACUAUAUACCAAGAGAGUUUUCAUCUAUAUUUUUCGUAGCUGUCAAUUUACCACCACAAACCGAUGCUGGCACUAAGACUGCACUCAAUGAGCUGUAUAAGGCCAUAAGCAAACAGGAAAACGCUAAUCAAGAGGCAGCGCUCCUAGUGGCCGGGGACUUUAAUGUAGGGAAACUUAAAUCCCUUUUACCUAAUUUCUACCAGCAUGUUAAAUGUGCAACCAGAGGAAGAAAACUAGAUCACCUUCACUACAUACGCAGAAGCGUAAAAGAAGCUCUCCCUUGCCUUCCAUUUGGCAUAUCUGACCAUAACUCUAUGAUUCCUGCUUACAAGCAAAAACUAAAGCAGGAAGCACCAGUGACUCGGUCAAUAAAUAUGUGGUCAGAUGACGCAGAUGCUAAGUUACAAGACUGUUUUGCUAGCGCAGACUGGAAUAUGUUACGGGAUUCUUCCGAUGGCAUUGAGGAGUACACCACAUCAGUCACUGGCUUCAUCAAUAAGUGCAUCGACGACGUCGUCCCCACAGUGACUGUACGUACAUACCCCAACCAGAAGCCAUGGAUUACAGGCAACAUCCGCACUGGGCUAAAGGGUAGAGCUGCCGCUUUCAAGGAACGUGACUCUAACCCGGAGGCUUAUAAGAAAUCCCGCUAUGCCCUCCCACGAACCAUCAAACAGGCAAAGCGUCAAUACAGGACUAAGAUUGAAUCGUACUACACCGGCUCCGACGCCGGAUGUGGCAGGGCAUGCAAACUAUUACAGACUACAAAGGAAAGCACAGCCACGAGCUGCCCAGUGAUACGAUCCUACCAUACGAGCUAAAUUACUUCUAUGCUCGCUUCGAGGCAAGCAACACUAAAGCAUGCAUGAGAGCAUCAGCUGUUCCAGACGACUGUGUGAUCACACCACUCCGUAGCCGAUGUGAGUAAGACCUUUAAUUAGGUCCACAUUCACAAGGCCGCAGGGCCAGAUGGAUUACCGGGACGUGCUCUCCGAGCAUGCGCUGACCAACUGGCAAGUGUCUUCACUGACACAUCUGACACACUGAUCCUUAACACGGGGGCCCCUCAGGGGUGCAUGCUCAGUCCCCUCCUGUACUCCCUGUUCACCCAUGACUGCAUGGCCAGGCACGACUCCAGCACCAUCAUUAAGUUUGCAGACGACACAACAGUGGUAGGCCCGAUCACCGACAACGAUGAGACAGCCUAUAGGGAGUAGGUCAGAGACCUGGCCGUGGGGUGCCAGGAUAACCUCUCCCUCAACGUGAUCAAGACAAAGGAGAUGAUUGUGGACUACAGGAAAAAGAGGACAGAGCACGCCCCCAUUCUCAUCGACGGGGCUCUAGUGGAGCAGGUUGAGAGCUUCAAGUUCCUUGGUGUCCACAUCACCAACAAACUAUCAUGGUCCAAACACACCAAGACUGUCGUGAAGAGGGCACGACAAAGCCUAUUCCCCCUCAGGAGACUGAAAAGAUUUGCAUGAGUCCGCAGAUCCUCAAAAGGUUAUACAGCUGCACCAUCGAGAGCAUCCUAACUGGUUGCAUCACUGCCUGGUAUGGCAACUGCUCGGCCUCUGACCACAAGGCACAAUGGAGGGUAGUGCGUAUGGCCCAGUACAUCACUGGGUCCAAGCUUCCUGCCAUCCAGGACCUCUAUACCAGGCGGUGUCAGAGGAAGGCCCUAAAAAUGUCAGACUCCAGCCACCCUAGUCAUAGACUGUUCUCUCUGCUACCGCACGGCAAGCGGUACCAGAGCACCAAGUCUAGGUCCAAAAGGCUUCAUAACAGCUUCUACCCCCAAGCCAUAAGACUCCUGAACAGCUAAUCAAAUGGCUACCCAGACUAUUUGCAUUGUUCCAGCUUCAUGAGGUAGUCACCUGGAAUGCAUUUCAAUUAACAGGUGUGCCUUCUUAAAAGUUAAUUUGUGGAAUCUCUUUCUUUCCUUAAUGCGUUUGAGCCAAUCAGUUGUGUUGUGACAAGAUAGCGGGGGUAUACAGAAGAUAGCCCUAUUUCGUAAAAGACCAAGUCCAUAUUAUGGCAAGAACAGCUCAAAUAAGCAAAGAGAAAUGUCAGUCCAUCAUUACUUUAAGACAUUAAGGUCAGUCAGUACGGAAAAUUUCAAUAACUUUGAAAGUUUCUUCAAGUGCAGUCACAAAAACCAUCAAGCGCUAUGAUGAAACUGGCUCUCAUGAGGACCGCCACAGGAAUGGAAGGCCCAGAGUUACCUCUGCUGCAGAGGAUGUUCAUUAGAGUAACCAGCCUCAGAAAUUGCAGCCCAAAUAAAUGCUUCAUAGAGUUCAAGUCACAGACAUCUCAACAUCAACUGUUUCAGAGGAGACUGCGUGAAUCAGGCCUUCAUAGUCGAAUUGCUGCAAAGAAACCACUACUAAAGGACACCAAUAAGAAGAAGAGACCUGCUUGGGCCAAGAAACACGAGCAAUGGACAUUAGACCAGUGGAAAUUUGUCCUUUGGUCUGGAGUCCAAAUUUGAGAUUUUUGGUUCCAACCGCCGUGUCUUUGUGAGACUCGUGUGGGUGAACGGAUGAUCUCCGCAUGUGUAGUUCCCACCGUAAAGCAUGGAGGAGGAGGUAUAUUUUGAUUUGUUUAACACCUUUUUGGUUACUACAUGAUUCCAUAUGGUCUCCCGAGUGGCGCAGUGGUCUAAGGCACUGCAUCGCAGUGCUAGCUGUGCCACUAGAGAUCCUGGUUCGAAUCCAGGCUCUGUCGUAGCCGGCCGUGACCGGGAGACCCAUGGGGUGGCGCACAAUUGGCCCAGCGUCGUCCAGGGUAGGGGAGGGAAUGGCCGGCAGGGAUGUUGGUUGAGCAUGGCGUUUGCAACGCCAGGGUUGUGGGUUCGAUUCCCGGGGGGGGGCCAGUAUGAAAAAAUAAAUAAAAAAUGCACUCACUAACUGUAAGUCGCUCUGGAUAAGAGCGUCUGCUAAAUGACUAAAAUGUAAAAAAUAUGUGUUAUUUGAUAGUAUAAAAAAAAUACCUGGAAUGAGUAGGUGUGUCCAAACUAUUGACUGGUACUGUACAGUGAGGGAAAAAAGUAUUUGAUCCCCUGCUGAUUUUGUACGUUUGCCCACUGACAAAGACAUGAUCAGUCUAUAAUUUUAAUGGUAGGUUUAUUUGAACAGUGAGAGACAGAAUAACAACAACAAAAUGUAGAAAAACGCAUGUAAAUUUUUUUUGAAAUUGAUUUGCAUUUUAAUGUGGGAAAUAAGUAUUUGACCCCUCUGCAAAACAUGACUUAGUACUUGGUGGCAAAACCCUUGUUGGCAAUCAUUCAGACGUUUCAUGUAGUUGGCCACCAGUUUUGCACACAUCUCAGGAGGGAUUUUGUUCCACUCCUCUUUGCAGAUCUUCUCCAAGUCAUUAAGGUUUAGAGGCUGACGUUUGGCAACUCGAACCUUCAGCUCCCUCCACAGAUUUUCUAUGGGAUUAAGGUCUUGAGACUGGCUAGGCCACUCCAGGACCUUAAUGUUCUUCUUCUUGAGCCACUCCUUUGUUGCCUAGGCCGUGUGUUUUGGGUCAUUGUCAUGCUGGAAUACCCAUCCACGACCCAUUUUCAAUGCCCUGGCUGAGGGAAGGAGGUUCUCACCCAAGAUUUGAUGGUACAUGGCCCCGUCCAUCGUCCCUUUGAUGCAGUGAAGUUGUCCUGUCCCCUUAGCAGAAAAACACCCCCAAAGCAUAAUGUUUCCACCUCCAUGUUUGACGGUGGGGAUGGUGUUCUUGGGGUCAUAGGCAGCAUUCCUCCUCCUCCAAACACGGCAAGUUGAGUUGAUGCCAAAGAGCUCGAUUUUGGUCUCAUCUGACCACAACACUUUCACCCAGUUCUCCUCUGAAUCAUUCAGAUGUUCAUUGGCAAACUUCAGACGGCCCUGUAUAUGUGCUUUCUUGAGCAGGGGGACCUUGCGGGCGCUGCAGGAUUUCAGUCCUUCACGGCGUAGUGUGUUACCAAUUGUUUUCUUGGUGACUAUGGUCCCAGCUGCCUUGAGAUCAUUGACAAGAUCCUCCCGUGUAGUUCUGGGCUGAUUCCUCACCGUUCUCAUGAUCAUUGCAACUCCACGAGGUGAGAUCUUGCAUGGAGCCCCAGGCCGAGGAAGAUUGACAGUUAUUUUGUGUUUCUUACAUUUGAGAAUAAUGGUGGAGAGUUUGGAAUCUGAUUGAUUGAUUGCUUCUUUGGACAGGUGUCUUUUAUACAGGUAACAAGCUGAGAUUAGGAGCACUCCCUUUAAGAGUGUGCUCCUAAUCUCAGCUCAUUACCUGUAUAAAAGACACCUGGGAGCCAGAAAUCUUUCUGAUUGAGAGGGGUCAAAUACUUAUAUCCCUCAUUAAAAUGCAAAUCAAUUUAUAACAUUUUUGACAUGUGUUUUUUCUGGAUUCUUUUUGUUAUUAUUCUGUCUCUCACUGUUCAAAUAAACGUACCAUUAACAUUAUAGACUGAUCAUGUCUUUGUCAGUGGGCAAACGUUCAAAAUCAGCAGGGUAUCAAAUACUUUUUUCCCUGACUGUACAUAUUACCUCGACUAACCUGUGCCCCUGCACAUUGACUCUGUACUGGUACCCCCUGUAUAUAGCCUCCCUACUGUUACUUUAUUUUACUGCUGCUCUUUAAUUAUUUUUAAUUUGUAUUUAUAUUUUUCUUAAAAUUGCAUUGUUGGUUAAGGGCUUGUAAGUAAGCAUUUCACUGUAAGGUCUACACCUGUUGUAAUCGGCGAAUGUGACAAAUAAAUUUUGAUUUGAUAAAUUGGCUGUGUCAGAUGCUGUUAGUCGCUUGUCCCUGAUCCCACUGCACCCCCCCCACCCCCUCCGGGCCUAUGAAUCGGCCCCUUGUUUUCAGAGAGGGAGAGCAGAGGGAGGGGAGGCUUUGAAUCGUUGGAGUGGGCAAGGCUGGCUGGCAGGCGGGCGGUGGUGUCAGGCCUUAGAAAGCAGAAAACAUGCCCUCACGCCCCUGCCCUGCCACGCCACUCCACUGUGGUCUGUCACAGGGGCUGGUUGCCCUGGCGACGCUGUCUGUCCCUUUCUUUGUGAGCCACCCACGCAGGGGGUCCUGGUGUUGUUCAGCCCUCUGGGUUUGUCUAAGGAUUCAUCGGUAGGAAACGGAGAUCCUGGAAAACACUGUAGCCUAAUUUCCAGAUUCAAUUUAUAGUAUACCACAUCUGUUGUCAUUAUCAAACAUUGAAGCAUAAUUAUGUGUGUAAUUAUCACUUAACAUGUAACAUUGUGAAUGUUUUCCUACAGAACUCUAGCUGUGAACUCAACUCCUCCUGUGUGGUAAAGGAACUGUGGAGCCCCUCCUCCCUGUGUGGCAUGGCCACUCCCCCUUCCUCCAGGGGCAUGUCACCCAACCCAGAGCUCUCCCAUAGUGCCUCUCACCUCCCAGGCCACCGCGGCCUCAGCACAUCAGGUGACGAGGGAUCAUUCAACUAUUACAACAUAGUCAGGUCCAUAAUUAUUGGCACCCUUGAAAAAGAUGAGCAAAAAAGACUGUAUAAAAUAAAUAAUACAAAUACUGAGCUAUAAUAUAUGCAACAAGAAAAAUAUUUUGUUUAACAAGUAAUAAUAAAAAUAGAAAAAAUAUAUGGGUGGAAAUUAUUGGCACCCAUGUUUUCAGUACUCUAGCACCCUCCCCUUGCGACAAAAAUGUUUUAUUCGAUUGGAGAACACAUUGGGACGGAUAUUAGACCAUUCCUCCAUACAGAAUCUUUCCAGAUCCUUGAUAUCCUUCGUCUAUUCUUAUGGACUGCCCUCUUCAAUUCAAACCAAAGGUUUUCAAUGGGGCUCAAGUCCGGAGACUGAGAUGGCCAUUGCAAAAUGUAGAUUUUUGUGGUCAAUUAACAAUUUCUUUGUGGAUUUUGAUUAGUGCUUGGGAUGAUUGUCUUGUUGGAAGAUCUACUUGCAGCCAAGUGUCAUCCUCCUGGCAGAGGCAACCAGGUUUUUGGCUAAAAUGUCCUGGGACUUGGUAAAGUUCAUGAUGCUGUUGACUUUAACAAGGGCCCCCCCAGAACCAAUGGUCUAAGAUCCCUCCCAAUGUGUUCUCCAAUCGAAUAAAAUAUUUUAGAAAAGCUAGUGUAUUGAAAACAGGGAUGCCAAUAAGUUUGACCCCUAUCUUCUUUUCAUUGAUUUUUUGGUAAUACUUGUUAAACAAUAUAUUAUCUGAGCAGUUGUAUAAGCAUAAAAUAAUAUAAUUUCCCCUUUUUUUGCAUACAAUAUAUUUCAGUAUUUGUAUUGGUUAUUUUCUACAGUCUUUUUUGCUCAUCUUUAUCAAGGGUGCCAUUAAUGAUCAACCUGACUGAAUUAUGUGUUGUGUGAUUGAUAUAGAUUUAAUAAACAAUAUUGAUUUGUAUGAUAUAACAUGCUGUAGAAAAUGAUCCCAACAUGCAUCUUUACACCUUUAUAAUAUACAGUGGGGUAAAAAAGUAUUUAGUCAGCCACCAAUUGUGCAAGUUCUCCCACUUAAAAAGAUGAGAGAGGCCCUGUAAUUUUCAUCAUACGUACACAUCAACUAUGACAGACAAAUUGAGGAAAGAAAAUCCAGAAAAUCACAUUGUAGGAUUUUUAAUGAAUUUAUUUGCAAAUUACGGUGGAAAAUAAGUAUUUGGUCACCUACAAACAAGCAAGAUUUCUGGCUCUCACAGACCUGUCACUUCUUCUUUAAGAGGCUCCUCUGUCCUCCACUCGUUACCUGUAUUAAUGGCACCUGUUUGAACUUGUUAUCAGUAUAAAAGACACCUGUCCACAAUCUCAAACAGUCACACUCCAAACUCCACUAUGGCCAAGACCAAAGAGCUGUCAAAGGACACCAGAAACAAAAUUGUAGACCUGCACCAGGCUGGGAAGACUGAAUCUGCAAUAGGUAAGCAGCUUGGUUUGAAUAAAUCAACUGUGGGAGCAAUUGUUAGGAAAUGGAAGACAUACAAGACCACUGCUAAUCUCCCUUGAUCUGGGGUUCCACGCAAGAUCUCACCCCGUGGGGUCAAAAUGAUCACAAGAACGGUGAGCAAAAAUCCCAGAACCACACAGGGGGACCUAGUGAAUGACCUGCAGAGAGCUGGGACCAAAGUAACAAAGCCUACCAUCAGUAACACACUACGCCGCCAGGGACUCAAAUCCUGCAGUACAAGACGUGUCCCCCUGCUUAAGCCAGUACAUGUCCAGGCCCGUCUGAAGUUUGCUAGAGUGCAUUUGGAUGAUCCAGAAGAGGAUUGGGAGAAUGUCAUAUGGUCAGAUGAAACCAAAAUAUAACUUUUUGGUAAAAACUCAACUCGUCGUGUUUGGAGGACAAAGAAUGCUGAGUUGCAUCCAAAGAACACCAUACCUACUGUGACGCAUGGGGGUGGAAACAUCAUGCUUUGGGGCUGUUUUUCUGCAAAGGGACCAGGACGACUGAUCCGUGUAAAGGAAAGAAUGAAUGGGGCCAUGUAUCGUGAGAUUUUGAGUGAAAACCUCCUUCCAUCAGCAAGGGCAUUGAAGAUGAAACGUGGCUGGGUCUUUCAGCAUGACAAUGAUCCCAAACACACCGCCCGGGCAACGAAGGAGUGGCUUCGUAAGAAGCAUUUCAAGGUCCUGGAGUGGCCUAGCCAGUCUCCAGAUCUCAACCCCAUAGAAAAUCUUUGGAGGGAGUUGAAAGUCAAUGUUGCCCAGUGACAGCCCCAAAACAUCACUGCUCUAGAGGAGAUCUGCAUGGAGGAAUGGGCCAAAAUACCAGCAACAGUGUGUGAAAACCUUGUGAAGACUUAUGGAAAACGUUUGACCUGUGUCAUUGCCAACAAAGGGUAUAUAACAAAGUAUUGAGAAACUUUUGUUAUUGACCAAAUACUUAUUUUCCACCAUAAUUUGCAAAUAAAUUCAUUAAAAAUCCUACAAUGUGAUUUUCUGGAUUUUUUUCUUGGGAGAACUUGCACAAUUGGUGGCUGACUAAAUACUUUUUUCCCCCACUGUAUGAAGUACAAUCUGUCUUUCUUCAACAUCAGAUUUUCAACUUUUCUGUUUACACUAUUUGUAUUUAUUAAGGAUCCCCAUUAGAUCCUGCCAAGGCAGCACCUACUCUUCCUAGGGUCCAGCAAUAUUAAGGCAGUUAUAUACAGUUUAAAAUAUUACAUGACAUUACAUUUCAUAACACUUUACCCAAUAAGUUUAGUGUGUUUGCUAAGGCCACUACUCCACUAUCACAUAUUUACAAUACAACAUCCAUGUGUACGUGUGUGUAGAGUGCGUGUCUUAUCAUGUGUCUGUGUGUGUGUGUCUCCACAGUCCCCUUUGUUCCAUAAGGUGUAUUUUUAUCUGUAUUUUUUUAUCUGAUUCUACCGCUUGCAUUAGUUACCUGAUGUGGAAUAGAGUUCCAUGUAGUCAUGGCUCUGUGGUACUGUGCACCUCCCAUAGUCUGUUCUUGACUUGGGGAUUGUGAAGAGACCUUUGGUGGCAUGUCUUGUGGGGUAUGCAUGGGUGUCUAAGCUGUGUGCUAGUUGUUUAAACAGACACCUCGGUGCAUGUCAACACUUCUUACAAAAACAAGUAGUAUGAAAAAUGUAUGCACUCACUAACUGUAAGUCGCUCUGGAUAAGAGCGUCUGCUAAAUCUGCUAAAAUGUAAAUGUGAUUAAGUCCAUCUCCUCCACUUUGAGCCAUGAGAGAUUUACAUGCAUAUUAUUAAUGUUAGCUCUCCAUGUACAUUUAAGGGCCAGCCGUGCUGCCCUGUUCUGAGCCAGUUGUAAUUUUCCUGAGGUCCCUCUGUGGCACCUGACCACACGACUGAACAGUAGUCAACUGUGGCAGCGUGUAUAGCAUCGUGUGGGCCAGCGGUUUGCUGAUGUCAACGUUGUGAACAGAGUGCCCCAUGGUGGGGUUAUGAUAUGGGCAGGCAUAAGCUACGGACAACGAACACAAUUGCAUUUUAUCAAUGGCAAUUUGAAUGCACAGAGAUACCGUGACAAGAUCCUGAGGCCCGGUGUUGUGCCAUUCAUCCGUUGCCAUCACCUCAUGUUCCAGCAUGAUAAUGCAUGGCCCCAUGUCGCAAGGAUCUGUAUAGAAUUCCUGGAAGUUGAAAAUGUCCCAGUUCUUCCAUGGCCUGCAUACUUACCAGACAUGUCACCCAUUGAGCAUGUUUGGCUUGCUCUGGAUCGAAGUGUACGACAACGUGUUCCAGUUCCCGCCAAUAUCCAGCAACUUCGCAUUCACGGCCCUACUUUAUUUGUAUUUUUAUCUGUGACCAACGUAUGCAUAUCUGUGUUUCUUAGUCAUGUGAAAUCCAUAGAUUAGGGCCUAAUGAAUUUAUUUCAAUUGACUGAUUUCCUUAUAUGAACUGUAACUCAGUAAAGUAUUUUUAAAUUGUUGCAUUUUGCGUUUAUCUUUUUGUUCAGUGUAGUUUGAAUGAAUCAAUACAAUAGAAUGGCCCGCCCUGUUCUUCAUUCACAAUUGGUGAUUACAUAAUGUAGCAUCGUACGCUUCCCCUCACUCAUCAACUCACCCAUUCUCCCCCAUCAUACUUUACUUAAUAUUUUUCAUCUAUUAUAUGUGUGAAAUUAGUUUCGGUUCAGUUUCGAGGCAGUUUUCGGGGUGAUUAUCAACUGGGCACUGCACUUUCAACUGUUGGAACAAGGAGCUGAGCACGCCCUAUUGUUGUGAGAAGGAUGGGCAACGUGGGAAAACCAUUCAAAAAAAUGACAUGCCAUCCUAAAACUGGUUAUAACUCCAGUUCUGUUUGUGAUUGUAAUAUUCUAACACUGACAGUGUGUUAUAUAGACUUAUUCAGGAAAAGUCAAGGACUUUAAAAAAACAAUGAGCAGUGAAAAUGACUGCUUUAGCGGUUCUAAUGUUAAUCCUACAUUACAUUUUGGUUGUUAUUUUCUCCUAAUUGCUGGGUUCUGUCAGCAGGUGGCAAAGGUACACCUGCCUCCAGCACUCCUGCCACCUCCUCCCCGCCCCACACCCUCUCUGAUGAGUUCCCCAUCAUCCCCCUGCUCUCCAACACCACCAGUCCACCACAGAAGGUACAGUAUGACAUCCAUUCCCACAAUGGGCAACUGGCCUUUGUAGUGUAGUAAGUAGAGAACUUGGGACUUCCUGGUUAAAUAAAAACCUGUGAAUAACAACUGUUCACUUUCAGGAUGGCCACCCUGUAGAAGCAUCCAAACCCAGCCUGGUGAGGCAGGAACCAAUCAGAGAUCCUGAAAAAGGUGGAGAGGUCAUCAACAACAACAGAGGUCAGUCAUCUUUAAAAAAUGUGGCAUUGGAUAUUACAUUUGUAUGCUUUUUACUAAGUCCUUGGUUUUUAAACAUUGUCAGUCCAUGUUUUCUGGUAGAAGAUUGUUUUAUGGAAAACUGUAUGUUUAUUGGCUGUCUUCUGCAUACUAGAUGUAGGUGGUGGUGAGACCGUUUCCAUGACACUGACAGAGCUGUCAGUCUUUAUGAAGGAGCUUCAGCUGAGAACAGAGAAGGAGAGGGAAGAGGGUGGGUACACUGACUGAGAAUGGGAGUGUGCUGGUCUAUAUGAGGUUGACAUAACAUUUCAGUUGAAUGAGAGUGAACCAUAUACACUACUUGACCAAAAGUAUGUGGACACCUGCUCGUCGAACAUCUCAUUCCAAAAUAAUGGGCAUUAAUAUGGAGUUGGUCCCCUCUUUGCUGCUAUAACAGCCUCCACUCUUCUGGGAAGGCUUUCCACUAGAUGUUGGAACAUUGCUGUGGGGACUUGCUUCCACUCAGCCACGAGCAUUAGUGAGAUCGGGCAUUGAUGUUGGGCGAUUAGGCCUGGCUCGCAGUCAGCGUUCCAAUUCAUCCCAAAGGUGUUCGAUGGGGUUGAGGUCAGGGCUUUGUGCAGGCCAGUCAAGUUCUUCCACACCGAUCUCGACAAACCAUUUCUGUAUGGACCUCGCUUUGUGCACGGGGGCAUUGUCAUACUGAAUCAAGAAAGGGCCUUCCCCAAACUGUUACCAGAAAGUUGGAGGCACAGAAUCUUCUAGAAUGUCAUUGUGUGCUGUAGCGCUAAGAUUUCCCUUCACUGAAAAACAGCCCCAGACCAUUAUUCCUCCUCCACCAAACUUUACAGUUGGCACUAUGCAUUGGAGCAGGUAGCUUUCUCCUGGCAUCCGCCAAACCCAGAUUCGUCCGUCGGACUGCCAGAUGGUGAAGCGUGAUUCAUCAUUCCAGAAAACGUGUUUCCACUGCUCCAGAGUCCAAUGGCAUUGAGCUUUACACCACUCCAGCCGACGCUUGGCGUUGUGCAUGGUGAUCUUAGGCUUGUGUGUGGCUGCCCGGCCAUGGAAACCCAUUUCAUGAAGCUCACGACGAACAGUUCUUGUGCUGACGUUGCUUCCAGAGGCAGUUUGGAACUCGGUAGUCAGUGUUGCAACCGAGGACAGACGAUUUUUACGCCCUACGCACUUCAGCACUCGGUGGUUCCGUUCUGUGAGCUUGUGUGGCCUACCACUUCGCGGCUGAGAAGUUGUUGCUCUUAGACGUUUCCACUUCACAAUAACAACACUUCUAGUUGACCGGGGCAGCUCUAGCAGGGCAGAAAGUUGACGAACUGACUUGUUGGAAAGGUGGCAUCCUAUGAUGGUGCCAUGUUGAAAGUCACUGAGCUCUUCAAUAAGGCCAUUCUACUGCCAAUGUUUGUCUAUGGAGAUUGCAUGGCUGUGGCUGAAAUAGCCAAAUCCACUAAUUUGAAGGGGUGUCCACAUACUUUUGUAUAUAUAGUGUACAUUUCAUAGCAAUAGUCACCAAUGACUCAAAAGCCUGUUCCACUACAAGCCUCCUCAUGCCCUCCGUUUUACUUCCCCAAAAACUCACCAGCUGCCAUCACAGAGGAGCUCCUGAAGAUCACGGAGGACAAGCGGGACUUGACCGGCCUGAGGGGCUUUGAUUCCCCGUUCUACCGCACCACCGAGACCCUGACAGGUACCCAGGAGAAGCCCCUUCCCAACCCCCCACUGGGUGGCCCCAUGCCACCCCGGGAACCCCACAAUGCUGUGUCGACCCCAGGCAAGGCACUGGAGAAUGCCCAGGGGGCUAUUGGUGGAGAUGGAGGUGGGGACAGUAGUAGGGGCUCGGCCCUGGACCAGUCCUGGUCUUUCCAACCCGUGUGUCCCUUCAGCCCCAUCCAACACCCUCUUCACCAGAGCCCCUCUGCCCUGGAGGACGAGGUGGCCAAGUUCAGUGGCCUGUUCUCGCCAAGCCGCCCAGUGAAGAACCCCUCCCUGCCCUAUGAGGCCCUGUUUGACCUGGCUCUGCCCCGGGCUGCAUCCCUCUUCGUUGGGAGGAGGACGUCGGAAGCCCGGGGCAGAGUUGCCCUGGAGAGGCUGUGCCAGCGGCAGGAGGGGCUUGAGGACAGGGAGGAGGAGGGCGAGGAGAUGGUGUCUGCUUCCCCCCUGGAGGUGCUGGAUCGCCUUGUUCAGCAGGGGAGCGACACCCACGACAAGGUGCUCAAGAGGUGAGGGGCCCAGCUUUUAAUAUCUGUCAGGUCACAACUGUCUGACCAACUUUAUGCUUAUCAGUCUCUAUCAAAACCAACUGAUAAUGGGUUGUCUUAGUACCUAGUCCAAGAACAUGGGUUUCUGUGUGCUGUAUGUGUUGGAGACAAGUGGAAGCCAGAGUGUAUGUGAUGUGAAGCUCACUGUGUAGAACUGGGCUGGGUCCUUUCCAGUCCAUUGCCCUGGCACACGGGAAACGCUCAGUUGAGAACAACUACAGGCAUUGUCUGACACCCUCCACUCCCCUCCUACACACACACGCACACCGUCCUCGCUCCUAAGCCAAUAAUACAACAGCAGAGACCGUGUCAGCAGAGUUGGAGCUCUGCACAGAACUAUCUGGCUUUGCACAUUUCACCUCCCACCUCUUUAGUAUCCUCCCCAAAGAUGAAUGGCAGGCAUUGCCCUUUUUGAGGGAUGUAAUUGACUGGGACAGAGGGCCUACACACAUAAAGGUGUGUCUCCAAGCCCAGAUGGGUCGAGAAGGCAGGGAUCUACCAUUCAGGUCUUUAUAUGGGGGUCUGAUGUACUGUCCCAAUGCUGCCCCUGUUGAGCUGCCCCUGUUUUUUUUUAAACAUGACUCGCUCUCUUACAGAUUACCUUUGCCAAGCAAGUCAGCUGACUGGACACAUUUUGGAGGUAAAGAACCAGCACCAGAGCACUGCAGCUACACUGUACUAGCUAGUGCAACAGGGGAACACUGAUAAAGCUUUCAGGUCAUUUAGGCCUCAUGAUGUGUUUACCAUACAAUGACUACAAUGUAGUUUUCCUACAUCAGGCAGAAACAGAGGGCAUUUGACAAUAUGCUCACACUUUUCUGCCAUUGAAAUCCUUGGGCGGGCCCCUGAAGCAUUUAUUUUAUUAUUAUUAAUUUUCGGGAUGGAAAAACGUUUUCAGUAAACUUAAACAACUAAAACCUGACACAAAGUAUGUAGAGAAGAUAAUGGACAUAUUAUAUAUAUAUUUUUAGAAUAUCAUCUUUGAGAACUGACGAUCACAAAAAUAAAUGCUAGAAGGUCAGGGAGAAUUUAAAAUGAAGAAUACAAAAAACACGGCCACCACCUAAGCCCCUUUUUGAUCCAGAACACAACCUGGACUCAUUAAGUGCCUUGGAGGUAGAAUAGUAAUAAUAAAGACAUAAGCAGUUGAGAGUUCACAUGAUCCUUGCUGCAAUGUGAUAAUGAGAUCCUCCCUGGAUGGGAACAAGGGGCUCUGUUUUAACCAUGUCAAGCUGCUGAUCACUGUAUAACAGCCUUGUGUCUGGGCCUAAACUCCCUCUCCGCCUGCCAAAUAUUGGAAUUGAAUAAGCUCGCCUGGUUAUACAACUUAUAGAAGUAACGUAUAAGUGAUUGUUUGUGAAACCAACUCCACAAAGAGCUUAUGCUUAACUUAUGUAAGCUCCCUGGAUGAUUCUGAGAGGCCUUGGUGUAAAGUUCUCAUAGAUUUUAUCUGCCAGUUUUAUUUUAUGUACACCUACUCAGUUCCCUCUUUUCUGUGUUAGAGUUUGACUACAUACAGUGCACUAGUCAUACAACUUUCAUUCAUUAAUAAAGGAUUAUGAAUAAUCAGUGUUCAAGAUAUUAAUUAAUGUAGCUGUCAUGUACUGUGUAUGUGGGCCUGGUGUAGCUAGAGCUAAUGAAAUAAAACUAUAUCUACAUAAUUAACAAUACUAUUAUUUUAGCCCAGAAUAGCAUUAGAGGGACAGAUGGAACUGUGAGUAGGAAUAAUCAGAAAUAAGUUCAGAAAUACCUUCAAUGCAUCAUAAACUUCACAUCUACCCAGUGAAAUAAACCUUACCUUUUACAGUGUGGAGUUAAAAGUUACCCCCGCAAACAAUGUUCUCAAAGUUCCUUGACAUCGCCUGAGAAGGACCAAAUACACUGAGUGUACAAAACAUUAAGAACACCUGCUCUUUCCAUGACAUAGAUUGACCAGGUGAAUCCAGGAGAAAGUUAUGAUCCGUUAUUGAUGUCACUUGUUAAAUCCACUUCUAUCAGUGUAGAUGAAGUGGAGGAGACUGGUUAAAGAAGGAUUUCUAAGCCUUGGGACAAUUGAGACAGGGAUUGUGUAUGUGUGCCAUUCAGAGGGUGAAUGGGCAAGACCAACAUUUAAGUGUCUUUGAACGGGGUAUGGUUGUAGGAGCCAGGCACACCGGUUUGUGUCAAGAACUUCAACGCUGCUGGAUUUUUCACGCUCAACAGUUUCCCGUGUGUAUCAUGGAUGGUGCACCACCCAAAGGACAUCCAGCCAACUUGACACAACUGUGGGAAGCAUUGGCGUCAACAUAGGCCAGCAUCCCUGUGGAAUGCUUCCGACACCUUGUAGAGUCCAUGCCCCUAUGAAUUGAGGCUGUUCUGAGGGCAAAAGGGGGGGGGUGUGCAGCUCAAUAUUAGGUGUUCUUAAUGUUUUGUACACUCAGUGUAAAUACAGUCUAUUAUCCUGAUUUAUCUUUCUAUGACCGCACCAUUUUCCUGGUUGUCAUUAACCUUCUGUGUGCCUGUUCCCCCUCCCCCAGGUUCCGCUCCGCUGGACGAGCUGCACACGUUGCGUAGCCAGCUGCUCCUGCUGCACAGCCAGCUGCUAUACGAGCGCUACAAGAGGGAGCAGCACGCCGUCCGCAACCGACGUCUGCUGCGCCGCGUCAUCAACGCCACUGCACUGGAAGAGCAGAACAACGCUAUGGUAACAAACGCUCCUCCCUUCCCCGAGCUUCUCAGAACCAGUGCAAAUCUGUUGGGAGAUAGGAGUGUUGUAAUUCUAACUGUCUAAGACGGUUAUCAUUCAAAGAAUCACAAAGAAGCAGAUGUUUUGUAGAGAAAUAUCAUCAAGCAGGAGCCUAUCUCCCGAGUGGCGCAGUGGUCUAAGGCACUGCAUCGCAGUGCUAGCUGUGCCACUAGAGAUCCUGGUUCGAAUCCAGGCUCUGUCGUAGCCGGCCGCGACCGGGAGACCCAUGGGGCGGUGCACAAUUGGCCCAGCGUCGUCCAGGGUAGGGGAGGGAAUGGCCGGCAGGGAUGUAGCUCAGUUGGUAGAGCAUGGCGUUUGCAACGCCAGGGUUGUGGGUUCGAUUCCCACGGGGGCCAGUAUGGGAAAAAAUUAAAUAAUACAAAAUAAUAAUAAUGUAUGCACUCAUUAACUGUAAGUCGCUCUGGAUAAGAGCGUCUGCUAAAUGAAUAAAAUGUAAAUGCUCUUAAUCCAUUUCACUCGCCAACUUUGUUAUACUCACUCACACAUGCAUGUGAGGUACUGUGGGUUUUCCUCUGCGUUGCAUAUGGUGGAAAAAAUAUACUAUAUUUGAUUAAAUCAUAUGACAUUGUAGAUUUCUUCAGAAACAGUGAGUGAUAUGUCAUCCUCGCUCCCUGUGUUGUGUGUCCGCCUGCAGAAGGACCAGCUGAACCUGCAGAGUGUGGACGUCGUGUCUCUGAAGGAGAGUCUGCAGGUGGAGCAGCAGCGCUGCAGACAGCUGUGGGACGACAGAGAGACCGUGGUCACCAGACUACACAGCCAGGUCCGCCAGCUACAGCAGGGCCGGGACGACUACUACACCAAGAACCAGGAACUGCAGGUAGACGCAUGACCACAUUUACACACACACACACACACACACACACACACACACAAUACUGUAUAUAAAAUCUUCCAUGCUCUGUGUUGAAUUCUCUCUGAUGUUCUGAAAUGUCCUUUCCAGAGUCAGUUGAAUGAGUGUCAGAAGAAGAUGAAUGAGCUGGAGGCAGAUCUACAGAGAGCCAACAACAAAGUGUGUCACACGGGGCACCUACUCAACCAGAUGACCAUCAAGGUGAGGCAGCUCACCUGGUUCUACUUGCUCUGCUCUGUAAAAUAUCAGUCAGAUGCUGUAUGUGCAUAGAUUAAAGGAGUUUGUCUCCCUUCUGAUUGGUUGUUAUGUGUGUUCUUCAGCUGAGCACCAGUGAGAGCACCCAGCAACAGAUGAGUUUCCUGAACAAGCAGCUGCUGCUCCUGGGGGAGGCCCGCAAGCUGGAUGUAUUGCAGCAGCAGCACACGGGCUCCGACAGCACCAAGGUAGGGGGGCCAAGGACCACAGACGGAGUAUAGUAGGAACUGAGAGGGGAAACAGAAGAACAGGAUCAGUAGUAUUGCAUGGGUAGAAGCUGAAUCAAUGACAAAUUGCUAUGGAUGUCUCUGCCUGUAACCACCAUGAGAGAAUACCGGUCUUCCAUAUUGUGUUCCAUUGCAUUGUGGUAAAAGUUGUCAGAGACCUGUUCCCAUACAUAUGUAUUUGGAAAAGAACAACAACCUAUACAUACCAGAGACAAUACCUCUCAUGGAGGCCACUGGCCAAACUAGUUUAAACAGUCCACUGUCGCCACCACCAUCUCUCUAUCCCUGCAGGAGGCCCAGAUGGUGCAGGUGUCCUGGGGGAAGGAGGUUGAGAGGCUGAGGCAGAGCCUGCUGCAGCAGGGCCAGAAGCUGGAGGCAGCGCAGCAAAGGGUGGGCGAGCUGGAGACUCAGCUCACCAAGAAGGAACACCUCAUUGUGGAGCAGAAAAGGUUCCUGGAGGAUGUCAAGGGCCAGGCCAAGUAUGAGCACUCCGGGUUUAGAGGUGGAAAAGGCCUUGAAGACUUAUUUGGAUCAAGGCAGUUGGAUUAUGUGUUUUUAUGUACAACUGUAUGUGUUAGCAUAGCAGCUUGUCUCUGUAAAUGUGUGAUAUGAACAUAUCCAUCUAUCUCUGUGCAGGGGUGAGCUUCAGGCAUCAGAGAGCAGGUACCAGGCCCAGAGGAGAGUGACACAGCUCCUGCAAACUGAGCUGCUGCACCUCUACAGCAGACUGGAGAUGGAGGGUCAUGCCUGCCCUACCACAGCCUCAGCAGCAGGGGGCAGCAGUACCGAUCCUGGCCCUCCUAUAGACUCAAGGUGAGAUGGCAGUCAAACUGUUGAAGUUACAUUUUUUUACUUUAUUGCUGUUACAUUUUUUUACUUUAUUGCUGUGAAUGCACAUGCAGAAAUUUGUGUUUUUGUGCCAUUGGAAGCCAAAUGUAUAUUUGAAAGUAAUCACCCUCCAUGUUUUCCUCCUAUGUCUCUAUGGUAAUGGCAGUGUCAUGGAACCAGAUGGGCCAGUCACAUUGGGGACCAACGAGUGGUCAGAUGACAGCAGACCAUCUCAGUCCCCACGGGGCAACGGCAGCACUUUAUCGCCAGGGCAACCAAAGGCGAACAACCCACCCAAAGCGCCCCCUCUCAACUCCGCCAACAGCACCCAGGACAUCCCCCCACCUCUCCUUGUGGAGCCCUCCUUUUACAGUCCCCAUGCCACCCCACUGCCCCCUGACGCCGCCCCCCUCACGGUUGGCUCCUACCCCAGCGCCAACAGCUUCCUGGGGAUGAGGGCACGGGAGCUGUUCCGGAACAAGAGCGAAAGCCAGUGUGACGAGGAGCCGCCGCCCCCCCGCCUGGCCGGCCUUUCACAGUGCCUGAAGACUGAGCUGUGUGUGGAGCCCUUAUUUACCCCACUGGGGAAUGCUCUGACGUGUCCUGUCUCUGCCUCUGUCCCUACCCUUACCCUUGUACCUACCCUUACCCCUGUCCCUACCAUUACUCCUGUCCCUGCCUCUGUACUGGGUGUCCCUCUCACUGUGCCUGCCAAGAAGCACCCGCCUGAAACCAGGCAGAGGGCUACCAAGCAGGAGAGUCCUAGGAGGAAGAUGGGAGGAGCAAGGGGAGGGGCAGUGGCCAGCGCAGCACGACCAAGACAGCAACCGCCACUAAGGAUCAUGGACUACAACGAAACACAACAAGAGCACAGUUACAGAGACACCGAACUGAGAGAGGAGAAGAGAAUAGAGGGGAGGAUGGAGAGUAGGAAGAGUGGUCGUCCGGAGCAAGAGCUACAAGCAGUAGAACCAUAAAAGUUCAAGACAAAGCUCUUUUAAAUUCAGUGUUAUUUAUCCCAUUCCCUUAAGUGGACAACAGGAUUUGAACCUCUGAUUGAUUUAAUCCCAGAUGGAAAGAUGGGAAUGAAGGAAGGUUUAAAUAAGGAGGUCAUGUUACAAUAUACCAGCAGAGACCACAUUAUAUAUCUGGUCUAAUUGCAGUUAUACUUAGACAUUUGGGAGUUUUUUUCCCUGAACAAUUUCAUAUAAAUAGAGAGACCCUAUUUCCAAAUCUGUUGUUCAAAGUUAUAAGGUUUAAAAAAACGAAUCAAAAUAAGUUAGACAAGUAUAAAACACUAAGAAAGUAUGUGAGAGCCUUUUCAUUCUUAUGUAUUAGUCUUGUGGGGUGUGAGAGAAAGUGAUGGUAAUGAAAGCCUGGUUUUGGUUGACUAUUGUCUUGAGCACCUGUACUGAUGUUGUGUGAGGGAGGUGGGUUGGGGUGGGCUGAUUCUCAAGGCUUGGGGAGUAACUGUGCCAAGUAUGAGAUUGUUGUCAAUGAUUCCAACUCCUCUGCUAUGCUUGGGGAGGAACCUGGGAGUUUGACUGUUUCAUUUGAGAUAAAAUAUAGGAGGAGGAUUGCUGGUUUCCAUGCUGGUUUCAUUAUGUUCCUGACAGAAAUGACCUUUAGUAUGUGUUGAAGAGGGAGAACGUGUAUGUAUGUAUGCAUGUAUGUAUGCAUGCAUGUAUGCACGUAUGCAUGUAUGUAUGUAUGCAUGCAUGCAAGGGUAUGUUGUUUAAGUCAUGUUGCAAUCAUUUACAAAUGCUUUUUUAUGAGAAGUGACAUAUCUGAUGCAGAAAGUUACAAGUACUUUAAGUAACUAAUGUUGCUCAUGAUAACCACAUAUCUUGAAUUUAAAUCAGACUCAUGCUAUGUUAAUUCCGACAAAUCAUUUGUAAUACAUCAACCUGUGUGAAGCAGUAUUUUCUGUUUGAGUUCGCUAACAGAAAGUGUACAGAAAGACAGUGCCAAACAUUUACCAGAUACUGAAUACAACCAUUUCAAAAUGACUCAUUGACCUCAAAGUGCUCCUAUUCUAGUUCAGUAUCUGGGUCUCUCAAAAGGGCUGAUUUAUGCAUAAAAGGUUUGCAUGUGUUAUCCUCUAUUGUCAUAGAUACAGUGAGUCUGAAAAGAAAAAAAUCAAGUCUGCCAAUUCAUUCUUAUUGGUCCUCCUUCCCUACUGACCUAUGACAGUCAGAAUUGCUUCUUUCUUUUGGGUUCUGCCAUGUGUUUAAAUGGUAAUAAAUCCUGUUGUCCACUUAACUUCAGCUGUUAUUCCCUCUGCCUUGCUAUCUAAAGCAUGUUCAACAAUCCACUUUAAUGCCAACAGUAUAGUAGUAGGAACUACAACAAACCAAGAUAGAAGGUACAAUCAAGUGUGGACUAAAUGGAAAGCUUGAACUGGGACUCCUUUUGGAGCUGGAGAUUUUGAAAAAAGGCAAAAAACAAAGUUCUUAAAAGCAGUUGCUUGUGUUUAACUGUGAACAAUAAAAAUCGUCUUUAAUGUUUUGCACUACCGAUAC
Molecule: messenger RNA, 22972 nt
Organism: Coregonus sp. 'balchen'
Lineage: Eukaryota; Metazoa; Chordata; Actinopteri; Salmoniformes; Salmonidae
Source: the annotation of a GenBank genome assembly